AUGACCACUUCGGCGACAGAGGCGUCCAGUCUCUAUCUAUACAAACCUAGCCAUGUCCUGCCAGCGGUCUUUGCCGCACUAGUCGGUGUUUCACUGCUGAUUCAUAUUUUUCAGAACUUCCGCUAUCGAUUCUGGCGAGUAACAUUCUUCCUCUUCUGGGGAGGCACUCUCUUCACCACAGGCUGGAUUCUUCGCUGCAUCUCAAGUUACUACCCCGCCAACCUAAACCUCUACAUCGCCCAAUCCGUCUUCAUCUAUCUGGCUCCACCUGUCUACUCAGCCUCCGCAUACAACCUCGUCGGCCGAUUGAUGAACUAUCUACCCAUGCACGCCGUCCUCAACCCUAAUCGGGUCCUCAUCUUCUUCGUAUACGUCGGUGCCGCAGUAGAAAGCAUCACCGUUGCGGGAGCAGCCAAAAGUGCUGCUGCUGGAACCGAUCUUGCCGAAUAUAAGAGCGGCGGCGUCCUCAUAGCAGCCGGCCUCGUUCUACAAGCUGUGGUAGAAUGUCUUGUCGUCGCAAUCGUCGCAACGGUACACCGCCGCGCCUCGCGUGCAAAAAUGGUCCCUCGCAAUGUGAAAACACUCUGUUACACUCUAUACGGAACAUCGACAUUCGUGCUCCUGCGCUGUAUAUUCCGUGCUGUGGAAGCAUUCGCGAUGUUCGGCAACCUUGGAUGCAAAGACAACUGCAGUCCUAUUCUCAGCAAUGAAUGGUAUCUAUAUGCGUUCGAGCUGGGUCCGAUGUUGAUCUUCACAUUCUGGAUGAACCUGCUUCAUCCCGGUCGUUACUUACCUAAGGACAAGUCUCGGUAUCUGGGGCUAGAUGGCCAUAUUGAGCGAUCUGGACCGGGCUGGCUUGAUCACCGGAAUCAGUGGGAGACUUUCAUGGAUCCUUUGGAUAUAAGCGGCGUGAUCAAGGGACAGGCUUCUCAUGAGAAGUACUGGCUGAGACCUGAGCAGUGGCCUGUUUGCAAGGAUGGGAGCUUUGCGGAGGGGACGGCUUCAAAUCGCAAGUUGGCGGUUAUGGUGAAGCAGGAUGUUCUUUUGGCUGAAACCCAUAUGGUUUGA
Messenger RNA from Penicillium atrosanguineum, 1068 nucleotides. RefSeq lists its product as uncharacterized. The coding region runs from base 1 to 1068 and encodes 355 amino acids. Lineage: Eukaryota; Fungi; Ascomycota; Eurotiomycetes; Eurotiales; Aspergillaceae. The transcript has 2 exons. Gene Ontology annotation, cellular component: membrane. The record is from RefSeq and is a predicted model, not a curated record.